This is a messenger RNA of Naegleria gruberi, 741 nucleotides long. RefSeq lists its product as uncharacterized. The record is from RefSeq and is a predicted model, not a curated record. The coding region runs from base 1 to 741 and encodes 246 amino acids. The transcript has a single exon. Lineage: Eukaryota; Heterolobosea; Eutetramitea; Acrasida; Naegleriidae.
AUGAGUGAUAAGAAUGGACUCGAAGAAGCAUUCAAAGGUGCUUAUGGUGUUUUUGGCUUAACAACUCCAGGAGGUUUUGGAUCCACCGAUCACGAAAAGGAAUUGCACGAAGGGUUGAAUUUAGUUGAAGCAGCUGUUAAGAAUAAUGUCCAACAUUUUGUUUUCAGCUCUUUGGAUGAUGUUACAAAGGCAUCUGGUGGCAAAAUUUCAGUUCCUCAUUUCACUAACAAGAAUAAGGUUGAGCAAGAAGCAAGAAAAACUAAUAUUCCAUUCAAGACCUUUGUUUAUCCACCAUUUUUCGCUGAUAAUCUUCCAGGAAUGAUGUUUAGAUUGAAUGAAGACAGAGCUAGUGCCAUGAUCUUUGCUGGUAUCAAUACUGACAGAAAGAUUCCAGUAUUUGCCGUUGAUGAUUUGGGCAUUGUAGUCUCAGAAGUAUUCAAAAAUCCAACCACUUAUAAUGGAAGAAAGAUUCUUACAGCUGGUGAUUAUGUCACCCUUAAGGAAAUGGCUGAUAUUUGUACUCAAGUUUUAAAUAUCCCAACUCAAUACUUUGCAAUGGAUGCUGAAACUGUUGGACAAAGAAUGGGUUCAGAAGCCAAGAAUAUGUUCACCUAUUUCAAUGAAUGUGGUUACUAUCAAGAUAACGAACAAGAAGCUGUAAAAGAAGCAAGAAAGUUGUUCCCUGAUUUGUUGACUUUUGAGCAAUACGUUAAAAAGAAUAGCCAACUCUUUUUGAAAUAA